Messenger RNA from Hyaena hyaena (striped hyena), 3344 nucleotides. It is a transcript of the gene TBC1D20, whose product is annotated as TBC1 domain family member 20. Gene Ontology annotation, molecular function: GTPase activator activity. Lineage: Eukaryota; Metazoa; Chordata; Mammalia; Carnivora; Hyaenidae. The coding region runs from base 124 to 1335 and encodes 403 amino acids. The record is from RefSeq and is a predicted model, not a curated record. Gene Ontology annotation, cellular component: endoplasmic reticulum membrane. The transcript has 8 exons. Gene Ontology annotation, biological process: endoplasmic reticulum to Golgi vesicle-mediated transport; positive regulation of GTPase activity.
CCGGGGGCCGACCGAUCCCUGCCCUGUCCGGCGGCGCCCGCGCUGAGUCCCGCGGCCAUAGCCGCGUCUUCUGUCGGCUCCGCCACCAGCCGGGGCUCGGGCCCGGGCCCGGGCCCCCGGGACAUGGCCCUCCGGAGCGCGCAAGGCGACGGCCCCACCUCCGGCCGCUGGGACGGCGGCGCCGAGAAGGCAGACUUUACUGCCAAAAGGAAAAAGAAAGUGGCAGAGAUAUACCAGGCUCUGAACAGUGACCCCACCGAUGUGGCUGCCCUUAGGCGCAUGGCUAUCAGUGAAGGAGGGCUCCUGACUGAUGAGAUCCGACAGAAAGUGUGGCCCAAGCUCCUCAAUGUCAACACCAGUGACCUGCCUCCUAUAUCGGGGAAGGACCUGCGGCAGGUGAGCAAGGACUACCAGCAAGUGCUGCUGGACGUCCGCCGGUCCCUGCGGCGCUUCCCACCCGGCAUGCCAGAGGAGCAGAGGGCGGGGCUCCAGGAGGAGCUGAUCGACAUCAUCCUGGUCGUCUUGGAGCGCAACCCCCAGCUGCAUUACUACCAGGGCUACCAUGACAUCGUGGUCACCUUCCUGCUGGUGGUCGGCGAGAGGCUGGCCACGUCUCUGGUAGAGAAGCUGUCUACCCACCACCUCAGGGAUUUCAUGGACCCGACAAUGGACAACACCAAGCAUAUAUUAAACUGUCUGAUGCCCAUCAUUGACCAGGUGAACCCGGAGCUCCACGAUUUCAUGCAGAGUGCCGAGGUGGGGACCAUCUUCGCCCUCAGCUGGCUCAUCACCUGGUUUGGUCACGUCCUGUCUGACUUCAGACAUGUGGUGCGGUUAUACGACUUCUUCCUGGCCUGCCACCCGCUGAUGCCCAUUUACUUUGCAGCCGUGAUCGUGCUGUAUCGAGAGCAGGAGGUCCUGGAUUGUGACUGUGACAUGGCCUCGGUCCACCACCUGUUGUCCCAGAUCCCUCAGGACCUGCCCUACGAGACCCUGAUCAGUAGAGCUGGAGACCUGUUUGUUCAGUUCCCGCCAUCCAAGCUUGCCCUGGAUGCAGCUGCCCAGCAACAGGCCGAGAAGACGGCAGCCUCCACCUUCAAAGACUUCGAGCUGGCCUCGGCGCAGCAGAGGCCCGACACAGUGCUGCGGCAGCGGUUUCGGGGCCUCCUGCGGCCCGAUGAGCGGACGAAGGACGUCCUGACCAAGCCGAGGACCAACCACUUUGUGAAACUGGCAGUGAUGGGGCUGACGGUGGCACUCGGAGCGGCCGCCCUGGCCGUGGUGAAGAGCGCCCUGGAGUGGGCCCCCAAGUUCCAGCUGCAGCUCUUCCCCUAGACGUCGCAGGGGGCGCAGCCACAGCCGUGACAUUAAGGUCUCACCCUUCCAUGGAAGGAUUGGGAGGGGGUGGAAUUUCCUUUAUUAAAAGGGUUUCUGUCAAGGGUUUUCUAUUCCUGCUGGCCCUCCCUGCCCGCCCGCCGUUUGCCUUUGCUUCAGAGGCCAAGUGCGGAGCCCACCUGGCAUCUGGAGGCCCAGCCGCGGGACUUCUGUCCCUCUCGGGGGGGUGGCGGGGGAGAACGGGUGCACUCAGCGCUCCCCUUCCCCCCCCACUGCCGCCUCUCACGUUGGAGGAACUGGGUUUCUUGAGCGGCCAGCAGUUGUGGGGACCCUCUCGGCUGCCCAGGAGUUAGCAGCAGGCUGGGCCACCGGGCUCCCGGCCCGCCGCUACCCUGGAUCUGCAUGUGGCAGCCGCACAACAAUAGAAGGAGCCGCUGCUGAGCAGGUCCGACCACGGAGUGGAGACGAGACAAGGGGCAGAGGCUGCCGGCCGGGCCCGGCCCCCCUCGCGGGCAGCUCCGCUUGCCGGGCAGAGAUCAGACAGGCGUGAACUGGGUUACUGGGUAAAGCCUGCCUAUUUUCAGUCUAGAAGUCCCUUGGGCAUUUCCAGUCAAACAUGGAGGGACGUCAGGUUGGAGGCCCAGACACAGACUGGCUCUGCCUGCCUUUUCUUUCCCCUCUCUGCUCCCCUGCACACGCCACAUGAUGUUGCUUUUAAAAGACACUUUUACUACCGUUUUUAGAUUACAGGCACCUGACAUAUAAAGUGCCCUCACUUUAAAAAUGAUAGUUCCUUCAUGGGAAAGCUGGUUCUCAUCAGAAGGAUAAGCUUCUGAGCCCCUGAACUUCCUCUCUCCCCAACUAUUUAACAGCUCUCUUGAGCUCGAGUUGCCGUGUGCCAGCCGCUGCGCCCUCCCGGGGUGCCUGCGUGCUCAGCUCUCCUUCCUUCUCGCUGUCCUCAGGCCCCUCCCCUGCCCCGCGUGGGCACCCGCUCACUGCACUGGCUUCAUUGUGGGGGUUCAGUUUGUCUCCUCAACUGCCGGUCUCUCCUUCCUGGUUGGAAGUGUCACUGGAAGCGUGUCGGCAAGCGGAGAGGGGCGCACCGCAGCCUGCCCAGAACAGCCAGCCCCCGCCCCCAGCUGCUUGAGGACCUCCCAGGACUUGGGGACAAGACGGCUCCUUCGGUCCUUCCUGGACAGCUUUUCCCGGAAGCGAAGCCAGGUGUGUUCAAGAUCGACUCUGGCUUGAAAACAAAAGUGCCUUUUUGCUGCCCUAAAGAACUGAGGCGGAGGGUGUGAAGCAGCCAAGGCCGUUUCACUGUCCUGGUCCCUCGGGCACUGUUCUCUUGGCGGGCGUUUUCUUAAAGUGAACAUGCCAGAGGCCCUGUCCCUUGGCAUACCCAGACCACAGAGCGGAGGGCAUCUGGUGCGCCGGGCGGCCAGCGGGCCCGGAGCCGUGAGGAGCGGUGUUGGCGCCGAGUCACGGAAGUGACACUAAGCACUUUAAGACAAAAGGUCCAUGUGAUGGGCCAUUCUCUGUAGGAGGAGUCCCACUCGGGGCAAGUGUAAUGUGGGUAGAUUAAUCUAGACAGUGAGGGGGGAGUCACGAAGACCAGGGGCGGGGCCGUGCCAGCUAGUCCCAGUCUUCUCCCCCAGCAAGUUUGUCCCCUCGUCAUCCUUCCGGCUGGCCGGCAGCACGGGCGCUUCCUGCCCCACCGCUGGGGCCUGGCUGCCGACACGACACGGAAGGAACCGAUGGGCAGGAGGCCAUGUGACCAGGGUCCUGAGGCCACAGCCUUCAGGUCCCAGGAAGCAAGUGGCCCGUGCUUCUGUGCCUGCCUAAGGAGGGGGGUGGUUCAUUGUGUCGCUUUGCUGACAUCAGGGCGCCCCCUGCCAGUGAGAAGAAAGCAUUAUCCUCUUACCUUCAGGGGGUUUACUAUUCUGUAAAGAAUACAUGUAAAUAUUUUGUACCGAGCGCUGUGUAAAAUAAACAGCCGGACGUGGUUACUA